Messenger RNA from Armigeres subalbatus, 589 nucleotides. RefSeq names its product sex-regulated protein janus-A-like. Gene Ontology annotation, molecular function: protein histidine phosphatase activity. NCBI's taxonomy places the organism in Eukaryota, Metazoa, Arthropoda, Insecta, Diptera, Culicidae. Bases 101 to 559 code for a protein of 152 amino acids. The record is from RefSeq and is a predicted model, not a curated record. Gene Ontology annotation, cellular component: cytosol. Gene Ontology annotation, biological process: peptidyl-histidine dephosphorylation. The transcript has 2 exons.
GUACGAACACGAUCGCUGAAAGCCUAAUAGCUGAAGAAAAGUGUCAGUGCGAAGUGAUCCGGCUGAUUCCGCUGAUUCGGCUCGCUUCUUCGUUUUUGUUAUGAUUGUGUAUCGUUUAUUUUGCCGGGAUAUUUUUAGAUUUGGUAGAGCAUCCUGUGUCACUUCAUCAGUUCGUUCGUUUAACAUCAUGGUAGAUGCUAAAUUGGAAGCAGUCCCGCCAGUGGAGAUCGACGAGGGAAUCUUCAAAUACGUGCUGAUCAAGGUCUAUGGGAAGGAGAAAUCUGAUGGCAGCGAGCCAAGCAAAAACAUUGUUCGGGGAUUCGCUCGUGCCAAUUGGCAUUCGGAUAUCUAUGAUGAGGUGAGCUCCUCGCUCGAAGGACUGGGCCUGGCAACGGAGUGCCUUGGAGGAGGCCGAAUUGAACAUCGCGCCGACCGGAAAUGGAUAAAAAUUUAUGGAUAUUCGCAGGGCUACGGCAAGGCGGACCACCAGGAAGCGCGACGAAUACUUUUGACUCAAUACAGUGGAUAUGAAAUUGAAACAUCGGACGAGGGUUAUUAGUCAUAAAAUAAAUGAAACGGGUUGACUGAA